AUGACGCUGGAAAACUACAGAUUCCCAUCCCACCGGCUCUUGCGACAGCAGAGAACACCCGACCGUACUCCGUUGGUGCUCGUCGCUUGCGGUAGUUUCUCUCCCAUCACCUACCUUCAUCUUCGCAUGUUCGAGAUGGCCAACGACUACGCUCGCAUAAAUACCCAGUACGAGGUUGUAGGAGGCUACCUCAGCCCCGUAUCCGACGCAUAUAAAAAGGCUGGCCUGGCAGAGGCGCACCACAGAGUGCGCAUGUGUGAAUUAGCAGCAGAAGAGACAUCAAGUUGGCUGAUGGUCGAUCCGUGGGAGGCUAUUCAGCCCGAAUACACGCCGACUGCCAAGGUGCUAGAUCACUUCGAACACGAAAUCAACCACAAUCUAGGCGGUGUUUUAUCCGAGGAUGGUAAAUCUCGAAAGCCGGCCAAGAUCAUGCUGCUUGCGGGCGCAGAUCUCAUCGGCACCAUGUCUACUCCCGGCGUAUGGGCCGAAAAGGAUCUUGCCCACAUCUUGGGUAACUACGGCGCCAUGAUCGUCGAGAGGAGCGGGACGGACAUUGAUGAGGCGCUCGGCAACCUGAAGCAGUGGGAAGAUAACAUUCACGUUCUCACGCAGAUGAUACAGAACAACGUGAGCAGUACUAAGAUUAGGCUCUUCCUUAAGAGGGAUAUGAGUGUACAAUAUUUGAUUCCAGCAACUGUUAUUCAGUACAUCGACCAGCACAAGCUUUACACCGACAACGACGAGGCGAAGUCCAAAGGCAAGGAAAAGCAAUAA
This is a messenger RNA of Daldinia loculata, 774 nucleotides long. RefSeq names its product nicotinamide mononucleotide adenylyl transferase. Lineage: Eukaryota; Fungi; Ascomycota; Sordariomycetes; Xylariales; Hypoxylaceae. The coding region runs from base 1 to 774 and encodes 257 amino acids. The record is from RefSeq and is a predicted model, not a curated record. Gene Ontology annotation, molecular function: nicotinate-nucleotide adenylyltransferase activity; nicotinamide-nucleotide adenylyltransferase activity. Gene Ontology annotation, biological process: NAD+ biosynthetic process. The transcript is spliced from 4 exons.